GACUCAGAACGUCUUUCAGUGACGUCAAGGCGGAUGUGCCUUUUAUUUGUUGAUUAAAGACAGACGCGAAAUAUUAAAGACAGAAACGUUUCUUUUAUAUAUUUCAACUUCAUAAUUAUUUGCAUCCAUGGACACUUUUCUUUUCUUAUUGCAUGACCAAAAGGGAAUAUUUUACAACAGUUGAAACGGAGAAAGAGGAAAAGUCAUUACAGCUAACAGAUAGCGCAACGGCUAAACGUGCUAAAACAUCAGGUUUGUUUAAAUAAAGACUAAAACCCUUCCUCCUUUUCGGUUAGGCAACCCUAAUUUGGUUUAAAAAUGUAAAUAUUAGACAGACAGACUACAAACCAACUCUACAUUCAACAUCGAAUCUUUUGGAUGUAGAUUUUUUAUUUGUAUUUGUAAGGACAUAUCUCGAGGGUGAGAAGAGAGUAAAGGAUCAGAGCCGAAGAAUCGGUAAUUUCGACUUAUUUUCGACAAAAUACGAACUCUCUGACGCACAAUAAUUCGUUUAGAAAACCGUAAACCACGUUGUCAGUAUUCAGAAAACCAACGGACCAACAUCGGAUUUUCAGCAACUGUGUACCGGCUUUAAAUAGAUUCAGGCACCUUAAAAAUGACACACUGACCAAAAACAAUGGCUUCACAGUUCAAAAUCCCAAAGAGAAAAUAUCCUUCAGAUGGUGACUCUGCUUAUAUACAGUCCCCGCUGGCUCGCCUUGACUGCCCAUCCCCACAGUUAAAGAAGAAUUAUGUUAGCCAGCCUAACAGAGUCAAUACCAAGAAGGGAGGCAGGAUGUCACGUCCAACUGUCUUCAAGGACGUGGUGGAAAAACUGCUGGGAAUCGGCAGUCUACAGGAUGGCGAGGAAUCAGCAGAAAACACCACUCGCAAAGCAGUGAACAGUUCUGCACACAGAGCGGUUGUGGCGUCUGUAUCAAACCGGUGGCGUCCUCACAGAGCCUCAGAUCGGCUGCUUAGACAGGAAGUGAAAGCUCAGUUGCGUCUAUCUACUCCACCACAGAGAAAGGUUGUGGAGCCUUCAGUCUUGUCCGUCUCUGUGGACUCUGUGGACUCUGUGGACACCCUUGUUAAAUUUCGAGCACAGAGGCCUGCAGGAAAAUGUCAAAGCAAGAACCUCAGACCAGGCUCUGUGAAAAGACCUUUCCACUCAACUCAGUCCAGUUCAGAGGAGGACUUUGUCCUCGGUCCGUCUCCCCCCAAAUCUGCAUCCAUGACUUUUGCAGUUAGUAAGCACAGUCCAGAGAGGUUGGACACAGACCGUACACCUAAGGUGGAUUUUAGGAAGCGGGACCAACAGAGGCGGCUCCAGCUCAGAACAAGGAAAGACAAACGCAGAGAGGGUCCAACGGAGCCUAUUGUUCUGUCCAGUGAGGAGGAGGAGGAGGAGGAUGAUGAUGACGAUGAUGAUGUAGAAGAGGGUGCAGCUAAUAUGUCCCAGAGCAAAAGCAGUGGAACAGCAGAACUGCCAGGGUUGUCCUCAGACGGAGAACACGUGCCAGUGAAAGGAGCCGGGCCUGCAUGCCUGCAGCUUGACUUUUCCUCCCUUCACAUUGGCCUGACAGAGGUCAAGGCCAACGGGAAGAUGAUGGUGACUGAGAAAGGCCUGGUGAUCCCUGUCAAAGUUUCCGCAGAAGAGGAUGGUGAUGUUACCAUUGUGGCGUCUCAGCUCCGAGGUUAUGGCGUAUGGGAUGGAGGCAUGGCCAGUGGUGGGGCUCUCCUGGGCCAGUGGGAGGGCCCGAGCCCCUCAGUGCUCUUUCUUUGGGUGACUGAUGCUCAGGCCAAUCUACUUCAGAGAGAACUGUCGGCCAUGAUGACACUGACCACACCGUCCACAACCACGUCAGUGCCAUGCUGCUGCCUCCUGUUGGUGAUGAAGGAGCAGCUGAAGGAGCUUCAGACCGCUCUGCUGGCAUCCAUGUUGGACUUAGAGGAGUACAGGAAGGGGCGCUCUUCCUCCUCCUCCUGCUGCUCCUCCCCUGUAAAUUGGGCAGACGGCCUGAUGCUUGUGCAUAGCUGUCCUCCUCCACUGGACCAGCACCUCCUGUCGCUGCUUGGACACGCAGAUAUCUCAGGUUCUGGAUAUGGGUCUGGUUCUGGGUCUGGUCUAGCUAAAAAAAGUCUGAGAAACACAAGGUCAAGUCUGGACUCACCCGACCUUCAAAAGCUUCCUAACAGGUUGAUCCAGUACCCGCCACCACCCUCAAAAGGCAGUAUCACAGUGACCAAGGAAGACCUGGCCUGUUUGGAUGCUGGGGAAUUCCUGAAUGACGUCAUCAUCGACUUUUACCUUAAAUUUCUCCUCCUGGAGGCAGUGGACCAGAUCAAAACUGAGCGUAGCCAUGUCUUCAGCAGCUUCUUCUACAGACAGCUGAGCCGUCGCCGCGUUGCUGGCGAAGACAGCGCCCCCUCUGUCCCGAAUUGUCAUACGAGGCACCAGAGGGUGAAAACGUGGACACGUCAUGUGGACAUUUUUACAAAAGACUUCCUGUUUGUGCCUGUCAAUCAAGAAGCACACUGGUUUCUAGUGGUGGUCUGUUUCCCAGGUCUGGAGGAUGUUCAGUUUGAAGAGUUUCAUCGACCCGCAGGGAAACUCAGCUCUGCUCUGAAGUCACACCAACUUCCAGAGUGCACUCAACAGGGUUGUGGCCUUACUACCGUUCUGAAGAGGCCGUGCAUUCUGGUCAUGGACUCUUUAAAGAUGUCCAACCAUGAGAAUGUCUGUAGACUUAUCAGAGAGUACCUGCAGGUGGAGUGGAAAGUGCGACGAGGGACCAACCGGAUUUUCACCGCCGACAACAUGAGGAGCUCCAGCUGCAGGGUUCCUCAGCAGGAUAACAGCAGCGACUGUGGGGUUUAUCUGCUGCAGUACGCUCAGAGCUUCCUCCAGAACCCAGUGGUGAACUUUGAGCUCCCGUGUCGAUUGGACUUGUGGUUUCCUCGUCAGCUGGUCCGACAGAAGCGCAAGGAGAUCCGACACCUCAUCCUGAAGCUGCACAACAGUCAAAGGUUGACGCCUGAGAAAAACAGAGUUAAUAUUCCAUUAAAUCAAAACACAGCAUGUAUUUUUACUGAUUGCCUGUAAAUAUUUGUUCACAAUAAAACUUUAUUUUUCCAUC
Molecule: messenger RNA, 3140 nt
Organism: Cynoglossus semilaevis (tongue sole)
Lineage: Eukaryota; Metazoa; Chordata; Actinopteri; Pleuronectiformes; Cynoglossidae
Product: sentrin-specific protease 7-like
Exons: 23
Coding region: 638-3106 (822 amino acids)
Biological process (GO): protein desumoylation; proteolysis
Cellular component (GO): cytoplasm; nucleus
Molecular function (GO): SUMO-specific endopeptidase activity
Source: RefSeq, a predicted model, not a curated record